Molecule: messenger RNA, 836 nt
Organism: Vanrija pseudolonga
Lineage: Eukaryota; Fungi; Basidiomycota; Tremellomycetes; Trichosporonales; Trichosporonaceae
Exons: 5
Coding region: 127-747 (206 amino acids)
Source: RefSeq, a predicted model, not a curated record
UGUACAUGUACCACCUGUCGUUGCGCCACCCCGUAUAAGUCUCGCCCGUGACGCCCAUCCUCCUCCGCCAGGCUCUUGCCACCACUCACUCGCUCUUACACCCCACCCUCAACUCCACCACCCAGCAUGAACCUCCUCAGCCUCGCCCUCCUGGCCACCACAGCAGUACUCGCUGCACCUGCCCCCGCCCCCGCCCCCGCCGCAGCCCAAACCGACUCCACUGCCGUCCAAACAGGCACAUUCUACCUCUCCUGGCGGAACGACGCGAACGGCGGCCCGAUCGGCACGGGCGCGCAGUUCGGACCAGGCAUGUACAACUACACCAAGAUCACGGACGGGACGGGCAUCUACCCCGGCAUCUCGGCGCCCAAGUUCUUCUACGAGACCCACGCCAACACGUCCGGCACGGCGACCGAGGUCACGCUGUACGACUACGGCCUUCCGCGCCCCGCGGUGGGGUGGAACGUGCACUGUGUCGACGCUGGGAGUCGGGGGUUGGGCCCGGGGAACGGCGCGCGCCUCUCCCUCCAGCCAUGCACUGGUGCCGCGGGACAGAAGUGGCUGAUCAAGUAUCCCGGCACGCUGGCCGACAACGGGGCCGCGACGGGCAAGGUGCAGCUUGCGAACACUAACCUUUGCUGGGAUGUCACGGACGGCGAUCGGACCAAGGGGAUGCAGGUCUGGACAUGCUACCCCGAUAACCCGAACCAGAAGAUCGGCAUCUUCUACACUGCGUUCAAGUGGUAGUAGGGCGUCGCAUGCAGUCACAGCCAUGGACGCGGCGGACAAUAUUGUAACGGACAUUAUGGACAAUGUGAUGCGAGCAGAACUCGGCC